This is a messenger RNA of Orbicella faveolata, 498 nucleotides long. RefSeq names its product dCTP deaminase-like. NCBI's taxonomy places the organism in Eukaryota, Metazoa, Cnidaria, Anthozoa, Scleractinia, Merulinidae. The record is from RefSeq and is a predicted model, not a curated record.
AUGGCCAGGUUCUUAGCUGAGAGAUCAGACGACCCAAAAACAGGAGUAGGAGCAGUCAUCACAAACACAGCUUUAGAAAUCGUAGCUCUUGGCUGGAAUGGGUUCCCUACAAAAGCCCUUUAUGGUGAGUUCCCGAGGGCUUCUCAUGACGACCAAGUUGAGCGAAAAAAAUAUCCGUUCACAAUCCACGCUGAACAAAACGCCCUGCUCUUGCGCAACACCAAGAACCUCGCAAAUGGGAUCUUAUUUGUAACGAAGACGCCGUGCAAUGAAUGCACUCCGUUACUGGCGAUGGAAGGAAUCAAAACCGUUGUUCUGGGAGAGAAAAUGAAAGAGAAGGCGUCGUCAACUGGUACUUUGGGGUAUCAAAAGUUCCCUGAGCAAGUGAGAAAGGAUACUUUCAUUUGCUUUGAAAUGCAUAUGGAGACUGCUAAAUCGAUGGGUGGACCACGUCCCAAGAAACGAAAGUUAUGCCUUGUUAAAUCACAAUCGAUAUAA